Molecule: messenger RNA, 2346 nt
Organism: Closterium sp. Naga37s-1
Lineage: Eukaryota; Viridiplantae; Streptophyta; Zygnematophyceae; Desmidiales; Closteriaceae
Source: the annotation of a GenBank genome assembly
AUGGCGUCCGCUGCUUUGCUCCAGUCAUGCUCGUCCCUUCGCACUCCUUUUCUCCUAAAAAACAGUCAGAAAUCUCUCAGCGCCGACAUAAGACCAAGGUUGAUACCUCGAGAAACCGUCAGGAGCAACCAUCCAGGGGAGUUGCUUGUUGAGGGCCUAGCUCGUGCAGAGAGGGAUUUACCGUGCAGAUUAGUCCGCGGAUCGCGCUCGUCCGUACGAUGCGCGGCUGCCGGCGAGGGCGAGAAGCCGAGCUCGUUCGCGAAGCAGUGGAGCCGCACGGGCGGCAGCAGCAGCAGCAGCAGCAGCGAGAGCGCGAUUUCCGGCGCUGCGCGACGGAUUGCGGAGAAGGGCGGGCGGGGUGAGAGCAGGCCUUCGGGGGGGAAGAAUAAGCGGGGCGGCGGUAAGCCUGCGCGCGGGAGGGCAAGCGGGGACGCGCAGCAGGCGGGGGAGAACGGGGAUGGCGCAGGAGCGGAGGGGGAAGCGCGCGAGGGCGGCGGGAGCGGAAGGCGCGAGCGGCAGAAGCGCAGCCACGUCGUGCUGGAGCCCGCGGAAUUCCCGGAGCCAAUGAGUCGCGACCCGCACGUGGCGAUUCUGGGCGGCGGCAUGGCGGGGCUGAUGUGCGCGCUGGGGCUGGCGGAGCGCGGCAUCCGCAGCACCGUUUUUGAUACUGGCAAGCACGGGUUGGGCGGGCGGAUGGCCACUCGGGAGGUGGAAGUUGCUGGGAAGCUGCACCUAUUUGACCACGCAGCACAGUUCUUCACCGUUACAGAUUCACACUUCCAAUCAUACGUCAACAGGUGGCUCAAGGAAGAUGCGCUGCGGGUGUGGGAAGAGGGGCGCAUAGGCACGCUGCAGGCAGGGGGGGCAUUCUCGGAGCUGCCAACCCCUGGUGGUGGUGGCAGCAAUGGUGGUGAAGAGGCGAGGAGGCUCAUCAGCCCCCGUGGCAUGAGGGCAUUCUGCGAGCACGUGAUUGCGGACAAGGUCAGAGAGGGCGUGGUGGGGGUGGAGCGGCCUGUGUGGAUAGGGAAGAUGAGGGCGAGAGGGGGAAAGUGGGUGGUGGAGGAAACAGGGCGCAAGGCAGGGGAGUUUGACUUUGUCGGCGUGUUCGUCUUGCAGUGCAUGCUGUUAUGUUAUGCCCUUGUAUCAGGAUCAGACCCCCCUUGUGACACGAGGAAAGGCGAGCCGCGAGCACACAGAGACCCUCGUCUGACAAGGGCGAUGGAGCUAAUGGGCCUCUCUCAUGACCCCCGUCUAAUGGGCCUCUCUCAUGACCCCCGUCUAAUGGGCCUCUCUCAUGACCCCCGUCUAAUGGGCCUCUCUCAUGACCCCCAUCUAAUGGGCCUCUCUCAUGACCUCCCCCCCCCCCGAAACCCUCUUUUCACCACUUCCCCACUGCUCCUCAUCGCUCGUCCCCUCAGCUCUCUUCCCCUCAUCAUUUUUCCCCUCAUCGCUCUUCCCCUCAUCGCAUCUCAUCUUUUCUGUUGCUCCUUCCAGGAAACUCCAUCUGGGCAUCCCUCAUCGCAUUCGAGACCGCCUACCUCCUCUCCCCCUUCUGAUAUCUUCCAACCGCCUCCCCUCUUCACCACCUUACAGCGCCUCGAGCUGAGCUCCAUCUGGGCGUCCCUCAUCGCAUUCGAGACGCCUCUGCUGGCCAAUGGCAGUGCGCCACGUGGCCACUUCGAUGCCGCCUUCGUGGAGGGCGUGCCAGCUGUCGCGUGGAUGUGCAACAACACUGCCAAGCUGGGGGAAAAGGCGGGGGCGGGGAGAGGGGACGGCGGGGAGGGAUCGGGUGCGGUGCGGAGGGGUGAAGCGGGCGUGGAGUGCUGGACGGUGUUCAGCAGUGCGGCGUAUGGCAAGCGCAACAAAGUGCCCCAGGAAAACAUCCCUCUGGCGAGGGCAGCGCGGGUGAAGGAGGAGAUGCUGGAGGGCGUGGCAGUGGCGCUCGGGCGACCCAAGGACUCGCUGCCUGCUGUUCUCUUCCACAAGAUCCAGCUCUGGGGAGCGGCACUGCCACUGAACGCGCCAACAACAGCAGCAGGCGGCGGCGUGGAGUGCAUAAUGGACGCCUCUACUCGCGUGGGGCUGUGUGGCGAUUGGCUGCUCGCUCCUUCCAUCCAGGCUGCUGCAGUCAGUGGGCUUGCCAUGGCCGAUAAGAUUGCAGCAUUCCACGAGGAUGCAGCGGUCAGCGACCCAUUGCUCUUCUCGGUGGGCCUGGAUGCGUCCUUUGCAGCGGUGCCCGAAGCGCACGACAUCGGUGCUUUCCCCGAUGCCACGCCUGAUGCUGCUGAGUCGAAUGGCAGGACACGUGAUAUUGAUGCAGCACAGGGGGCUCAAGUGGCUUCAUGA